This is a messenger RNA of Camelina sativa (false flax), 698 nucleotides long. RefSeq lists its product as uncharacterized. Gene Ontology annotation, molecular function: zinc ion binding; nucleic acid binding. NCBI's taxonomy places the organism in Eukaryota, Viridiplantae, Streptophyta, Magnoliopsida, Brassicales, Brassicaceae. The record is from RefSeq and is a predicted model, not a curated record.
AAAUAUAUAUAUAUAUAUAUAUAUAUUGAUGUCUUAAUUACUCGCCGGGCAGGAUUAUUUCUCGGCCAAGUUUUCUAGCUCAGGUGUUUGAUGUAAAAGUUGUUGUGGUUUGGUGGAAGGGAAUGAGUUCAAUGAGCAGAAGCAGGAGUCGAAGUCGGAGUCGUGAUCGGUUUCGUAGUCGGAGUCCUAGAGACAGGAGAAUGAGACCUGAGCGAAUUUCUUACCGUGAUGCUCCUUCUAGAAGGGAGCCACGUCGUGCUUUCAGCCAAGGGAAUCUCUGCAACAACUGCAAGCGUCCUGGUCACUUUGCAAGAGACUGUUCUAAUGUUUCCGUCUGUAACAACUGUGGCCUUCCAGGGCACAUUGCAGCAGAAUGCACAGCAGAAUCACGGUGUUGGAACUGUAGAGAACCGGGCCAUGUAGCCUCAAACUGUUCAAACGAAGGAAUCUGCCACUCGUGUGGCAAAGCUGGACAUCGAGUGAGAGACUGCACUAACCCGGAUUCUCGUCCAGGAGACUUGAGGCUCUGCAACAACUGCUUCAAACCGGGGCAUCUCGCUGCUGACUGCACAAACGACAAGGCGUGCAAGAACUGCAGGACUUCAGGUCACAUAGCUCGUGACUGUCGGAACGAACCGGUUUGCAACAUCUGCAGCAUCUCUGGCCAUGUUGCUAGACAAUGCCCGAAAGGGGACAGC